Messenger RNA from Scheffersomyces amazonensis, 4750 nucleotides. RefSeq lists its product as uncharacterized. Bases 131 to 4543 code for a protein of 1470 amino acids. The transcript has a single exon. Lineage: Eukaryota; Fungi; Ascomycota; Pichiomycetes; Serinales; Debaryomycetaceae. The record is from RefSeq and is a predicted model, not a curated record.
AUUGUAAUUGAAUUUUGAUAAUUGUACGGUGUUGUUUUGCUGGGUUCAUUACAUUAGAUUUACUCGAAUUGGUUGUGUAAUUGUAUUGUACCGUUAACCCCGCAAAAAUCGAAAUCACAUACAAGGCAUCAUGUUACAAAGAUCAGUAUUAAAACGUUUAUUACAACGAUCAUGGACAUUCCGAGUGGGUUCAACCACUAAGAGUGUACCACUUGCUCAAUUACUUUUGGCUUAUCGGGGAGGUGAUGGCAUUGGUACAAUGAAUCUGAUGAGAUAUGCCACUAUUAAAACCUUUGCCACCUCCUCUGAUGUCACGGGUGAAGACCAACAAGAAUAUGAAAUAGAUUUGAUAUCACUUAAAAAGACACCUAAGACUCAGGGACCUAAGUCUGAUACUAAAAAGAUUGAUAAUGUUGAUGCUAAUGCUGAAUCAUCAUCAGAUUUCAAAAUAAAAUGUUUUGAUGAUCUCAACUCAUCAGUAGUUCCAAAGGGUCCCGAAUCUACUAAUUAUAUAUACGAUGCAAUUGAUGAACUUAUGGAUGAACAUGAAAUGGAUGAUGAUCGUAGCAGAUUUGUUGAAAAGUAUUAUGAUGGUAUUCAGGUACUCCUUAAGUUUAUUCAAAAGUCGUAUAGUAAUAAGAUUAGAGAUUUUGAUCAAUUGACUUCAGUGGAAUUAUCUAAUUGUUUAUAUAUCUUUAAGAAUUACUAUAUGAAUCGUAAAGUUAGUUCCAUACCACCAGAAAAGUAUGAUUGGUAUAAUGAUAUGGUUAGUAAGUUUUUGGCAAUUCUUCAAGAGGAUAAAAAAUUCCCCUCUGAACUCACACAAGAACUUAUUCCUAAUGUUGGAGAAUUCCGGAUCGUUAAGCCAUUAAUUGUGGCAGGAUUUGGUAGAUUUGCCGAUGAAUUGAAAUCAUUAGAUAAUGAACUUGAUUUCAACAAGUUGAAAACAUUUAAGGAAUUAUCAAACAAAAUUGAUAUUACUUUAAAACAAUUUCAACAAUUUUCUCAUGAUUUUAAUGAUCCAGAUUCCAAUUAUAUUCGGAUUUUUAUACAAAUUAAACGGUAUAAUAAAUUAAAGGAACUUUUGGAUAAAUUUCCUAAGGGGAAUGUUAAGAAUUUAUUAACUUUAGUUAAUUCACAAUUUGAUUUUCUUUUUGGAGACUUGUCGUUAAUAGAAGAGAAUCCUUAUUUUGACGAAGUGACGGGUAUGCCAUAUGUAAAUGGAGUUUGGAAGAUUUUGAAUCUGAGAUUUAAUUUUACUAAGUACAAUUCAUUUUUAGAAGUGGCACCUGAAUUAUUCGAGAUUAUUAAAAAUAAUCAACUUGAUACUGGAAUUAGAUUACUUGCUAGAGAUUAUUUGGAAUAUUAUAUUAGUGCAAUUGCUAAUGGAUAUAUUCGAAUUGAUGAAGUUGAUCAAUACUUUGAUGAACAACCAGAUAUAAUUGUUACUGUGAAAUAUAAAUAUUUUAAGAAUUGGCUUGAUAAUUAUGUUUUUGAAAUCUUGUUACAGGAUAGAUUUCCUAUAAGUCGGUUUAAAGAAAUUGCUCAUACUACUGAUAGAUUCGAUAAACAAUCACCUAAUUUCUAUUAUCCAGAAUAUGAGGAAAUCAUUCAACGAUUAGAAUCUCAAUUUGAUUAUUCCGAUGUUUAUAAUUAUGAUAACUACUAUGAUGCAACCAUUAACAAAUUUCCAUCGAUUGAUAUUAUUUCAUUUCUUCAUAAAGUGCUUGAGAAUAAACCUGCUUAUAAUAAAUUAUUAGCUAAUAGUAUAACUCGUAAGUAUGAUGAAGUAAUGGUUGUUCCUGAUACUAUUGAACUUGAAAUUAUUAAAUUUAAAUUAUUUGAUUUAAUGAGAAGCUAUUUUAAGAAUGGAUUUAAACAAGCUAGUGUAAAACAAAUCUUGGCUACUAUUGAUGAAUAUGAAGAACAAUUGGAACUGGAUGAUGACUAUAAAGUUGUAAAGGCUGACCGUAUGAGAUUCUACCUUUACAGUUAUCUUGUUAAGAAUAAAGGAAGUGUAGAAGAAUUAGAUUUAGUGAUACAAGACUUUAUCAAAGAAUGGAAAACUUUAGUGGUUGAAGCUGACCAAGAAGAAGCCAAAAUAUUCGGACUUAAUGAACCGAUUGGGUUAAUGGAGUAUUAUAAAGAUUUAACAUCAAUUGGAAUUUAUUUCGGUAAAUCAUCGAAUGUAGAAAUCCUUGAUGCGGUAAGAAGUCAAAUUAAACUACCAGAAGAUGAUAAAGAGCCAGAUACAAAUGCCGGAUUUAAAUAUCCUGAAAACUCAUAUAGACUCAAAUCACUUUAUAAAUUACUUGAGAAAUUGUUUAGUAUUAAUAUUAAUUCUAGCAAAAAAUUACAAAACUUUCUUGAUUAUAAUGGACUGUUUUAUUUAUAUCAUGAUGUCAAACAAUGUCUUCGGUUCACUAGUCCAUACAUUCAAAUUCCGGAACAAUUACGUCUUCAUGAGUAUUAUAAGGAAUUGAAUGCAUUUAGAUCACUUCUUCGAAAUGAGAAUUAUAAAGAUUCUGAUCCGGAAGAGAUUAUGGGAUUAUUAGAUUAUAAAAUUGAUCAAACAUUCUAUGAUAAAGUUCAAAUCAAUUCUCCCAUUAAUAAGGAAAAUGUUUGUGAUUAUAUUCGAUUACAGAAGAAAUUAGAUCAAUUAUUUGUUAUUAAUAAUGGGAAUACUGCGGUAUUAGAUACUUUAAUUCAUAGUCAAUUGGCAUUUGAAGAAUUGGAACAUACAAAACAAAAUCCUCCAUCAAUACCUUAUAAACAAGUACCUGAUGAUUUCUUAUUAGAAGAAUAUAUUAUUGAAUUAAUUCAAUUAAAGGAGGAAUUAAAAAUUGAUAAUUUUAAACAAGUAAGUCCUCAAAUUAUUUUAAGUAAAUUAUUAGAAUUAUCCAAUGGAGAUGGGAGUAGUUCUAAAAAGAUUGUUUGGAGUAAAUUAUAUCGAAAUUUAACAGUAUUAUUUCAAAUUAAUGGAAAUCAUACAUUUAUAUUGGAUAAUGUACUUAUUAAUGGUGAAGAAUUUAUUAAAUUUGAAUCUAAAAAAUCAUUUGAACAAUUAAUUUCUAAGCAUGAGAAUUCUUGGAUUGGAGAAAAUAGUAAAUUAAUUAAUAAUUAUUAUGAAUAUAUUCAAGAAAUCUUAUCUAAACUGGGAUUAAUUGAUCGAUAUGGGAUUUGGAAACUUAAACCAGAAGAAUUUGAAAGUAUUUUAUCGGGAUUUAUUUCGAUGUAUGAUAAGAAAUCUUAUGAUUAUCCGGUAAUUUCAAGUUUAGUAGAUUCCUUAAAAGUAUUAAAUUCAAAAUUAGAUUAUUAUCCAAAUUUCUUACAACAAUUGUAUGAGAUUAAAUCAAAUAAUAUUGAUAAACAAUUGACUGAAUUGGAUGUUGAAGAUAUUUAUAAGGCAUUUAUUGAAAAUAUGGAAUAUGAAGAAUCUCAAGAAAAGACGACGACAGGUGAAGAUGAAAUCGAAGAACGAGUUAUUUGUACUUCAGAUAAAACUAAUGUUGGUAUUAAAGAUAUUAGAUCCAGACCCGAUCAUGAAUCUUUAACUGAUGAACAAGUUGAAAGCCUUCGAGCUGAAUAUAAUGAUUCUGAACAGGUUAUAUCUGAACUUAUUAGGAAUGAAGAAUCAAUUGAUCUUGAGAAUAAUAAGGUAUUAAAUGAUGAAAAGAUGUUUAAAGAUGCUAUACCAAUUGAUACUAAAGAAUCUUCAGAAAUCCAUUCAAGAGAUUUGUUGAAAGGACAACCUCUUUAUAAGAAAUUUGAUAUUACUGCUCAAGUUGAAUCUUUACAUCCUCAAGAGAAGGUUGUAGUUGAUAAAUUCUCCUUGGAACACUUUUUAAAGGAUGCCAAAACUUCGAGUGAUUUAGCAGCAGAAAGUCAAUUUAGACAAGAUAAUGCAUUUGAAUGGAGUCGUAGUAUGUGUAAUUCUCAUCGGACUUUAGAAUCCAAGAAUUUCUUUGAUUCAUUAGCUGAAGCUGAAGCUGAAGAUGAAAGAUUAUCAUCUAGUGAUGAUACUGAAUUUGUAUUAUUAACCCUUGAUGGUCAAACUGUUCAAUCCGAUAAGAAAUCUAUUGGUAAGUUACCUGAAGAAGAUAUCUUUAAGAUUUUGAAUAAAUUUGAUAAUUAUGAAUUGGAAUUUGUUAUGAGAAAACUCAAAUCAUUACAAAGAAGAAGGUGGAGAUUAAUUGGUAGUAAAGUUGAAGGUGAACAAAAGUAUUUAAUAUUAUCAAGGAUUCGUCCUGUUAAAAGAAGAAGUUUCUUGACUAAAAUUAAGAGUAUAUUUGCAACUGCUGGAGCUGUAUUUUUAGCAUUAGCCGGUAUAAAUCUUUGGUUAGAUGAUAUUCCUAAAUCGAAGGAGAAUCAAGUAGAUAAAUUAAUUAGUCAAGAUGCUAGUACGGUUGAAAUCCCCGUAGUACCUUGGACUCCUCAAAAGCCUGUUAAGGAAGAUGUUGUACCUGUAGAAGUUAACGACGUUGAGAUGGUAGAUGUUCCUAAUAAUUCGUACUGGAAAUCGAUAUUGUGGAGUGGCAAAUAGGCAAUCAGCCAACUAUUAUUUUUAUAUUUCUUAUUAGUAUUAUGCCGAAGUUGAGUGGAAUGGAAAUGGAAUGGAAUGGAAUGGAAUGGAAAUGGCAUGAAAUGGAGUGGAAUGGAUUAUCGGUGGGAGGAAAGAGUAACUACAGGUUAGUUUACUCUCAUAUUAUUGAUUCUAUUAGUUUAGUUAGUUAUUGUUUAAGUUAAUAAA